Cryptomeria japonica (Japanese cedar) is the source of this 932-nucleotide messenger RNA. RefSeq lists its product as uncharacterized. The coding region runs from base 153 to 932 and encodes 259 amino acids. NCBI's taxonomy places the organism in Eukaryota, Viridiplantae, Streptophyta, Pinopsida, Cupressales, Cupressaceae. The record is from RefSeq and is a predicted model, not a curated record. The transcript is spliced from 4 exons.
GAGGCACCCCUCUUUUUUGGACACCUUGUGCAGCACAUGUCCUUGACCUUCUUUUGGAGGACAUAGGAAAACUUGAGUGGGUGACUCCAGUUGUGGAAGAUGCAAGGAGGAUCACCAAAUAUAUCUACAAUCACCCUUGGGUCCUAAAUUUGAUGAGACAACACACGCAAGGGAAAGAUUUGGUGAGAGCUGGUGUCACAAGGUUUGCAACGAUUUUCUUGACGUUGCAAAGCAUUCUUGCUGCAUUGACUUCUUUGAAACAAAUGUUUGUGAGUGGAGAAUGGCUUAACUCACCUUAUUCAAAGAAGCCUGAAGGAGAGGCUGUCGCAUGCAUAGUCUUCGACAACCAAUUUGCACAAAGGGCUGCAGAGAUUGUGAAGGUGUCAGAGCCCUUGGUUCGAGUUCUUCGCUUGGUGGAUGGGGAUAAAACCCCAAUGGGAUAUCUUUAUGAGGCCAUGGAUAGGGCCAAAGAGUCUAUCAAAAAUUACUACAAGGGGGAUAGGCUCAAAUUUGAUCCCAUUUGGGAAAUUGUUGAUAGGAGGUGGAACAAUCAGCUCCACCAACCCAUUCAUGCAGCAGGGUACUUCCUCAACCCUCGUUUUAGGUUCGGGGGUUCUUACUCAGAUUCGAAUGGAGAAGUCAUGGAGGGCCUCAGUACAUGCAUUGAGAGGAUGGUACCUGAUGUUGAGGAGAGAGACCUCAUUGUGAGUGAGCUCCAAAAUUAUGAGGGAGGAAGGGGUAAGCUAUUCUCUUCAGAGCUGGCUAGGAGAGGAAGAACCACUCAAACCCCAGAUGCUUGGUUAAUGACCACCAAAGGAGCACCUUCUACAAAAACACCAUUGAAGUUUGCGAGUAAAGGAGUACAACCGGAAUCUAAGAUCAAAUCUAAAUGGAAGAAUGUCAUAGACACUGACUUUGGACAUGUGGAUUAA